GCGGGUGAAUCACCUCGAGCACCGCCGAUUGUUGUGAAGGUCAAGGCCGCCAGUGUCAAGAUGGCUUGGCUGGCGGGGAGGCGAAGACUGCAGCAGCCGCAGCAGGCAGAUGACGUCAGCGAGGAGGCGCCCACCACCGCUGCCGCCGUUGCUGCCGAUCGCCCUCGUCGCCGAGGCCUUCCACCUGUCCGCAUCUACGAGCAGCUGACGCCCUACAACAAAAGACUCUUGUUCCUGACUCGCACUGCCGCUGCUCAAAAAGGUUUCCGUUUUGUGUGGGUGCGGGACGGAAAAAUUUUCGCCCGGCACAGUGAACAGCUUGGUGCGCUUGUCCGAAUCCGCUGCGAGGACGACAUUCGCACCAGGAUGGGUGUGAACGUCGCAACAACCCACAUCUAAACGCUCAGUGAAUAACUCCUUCAGCCCUUUUACAAGUUGGUUAGAGACUCCUGGGUUCUCAUGAUCACGACGGAAGUGUGCGUCCAGAAAAAGGAUAUUGAUAGAAUGCACAAAAUGCUUUUAGAAGCUCAGGACGACUCUCCGGAGACGUACAUCAAGGGUCUUGGUUGUGUGACAUUUGGAACAGAUGUACUCGCGAAGAGUAACAUGACUGGCCGUGGAAAACCCCUGCUGCUCAACCAGAGGGCUGCCUAUGCAGUCAUCGGCUCCGCUGUAUACUACAGUCGCUGGAAGGGGGAGCCCCUGUCCUUUACACAAGGCGAGAACUUUCUUCUUGAGCUUUGUCAAUCUGCUAAGGCUUUUACAAAGAACAGAUUAACCCCUGAUGACGUCCCUGAUGUGCUACAUCGAAUGUUUGAGUCAUGGCACUUCAAAGGCUACCAGUUUGUGACUGACGUUUGAUGAGGUGCUCUUUUUGACUGUAAGUGCAUCUAGACAACCCCUUUCAAGAUAACUUGGACAAAAUGUUUGGCUGGCUCUGCUCGGCAGACUUAAGCACCUCUAAUUUUAUGAAUGUAACUAAAAUAAAAUUUUACUUGAAUAUUGUGAUCAAAAUUUUUACUAAACUGUAAUGUGUAUAAAGCAUUUAAUGAAACACCAAGUGGAAUAAAAUAAAUUUAAAUUGUCAAAAACAUAGUGGCAGAUCAUAUGUGCCUAAAGUUUUCAAAUAAAUGAAU
This is a messenger RNA of Neocloeon triangulifer, 1136 nucleotides long. RefSeq lists its product as uncharacterized. The record is from RefSeq and is a predicted model, not a curated record. The transcript has 5 exons. Lineage: Eukaryota; Metazoa; Arthropoda; Insecta; Ephemeroptera; Baetidae. The coding region runs from base 460 to 861 and encodes 133 amino acids.